UGUUGUGAUAAUUUUUACUGUUUCCUCUCUAAUUAGUUAUACCAGCUGCAUGUAUACAGCUGUCAUGUACAGGAACAGACUACUACACAACUUUGUUUGAUGCUAGAAAGGACUGUUUUUCCAAAAUUUUACCUUUCUGCGAUGGAUAAUUAAUGGAGAAAAUCAGAAAGAUAACUUAGUAGCAAUUAAGUCUGUAUUUAUAUCAAUUUAGAUCUCAAAUUGCUGAAGAUAUUGAAGUGUUCUUAGAAAACUCGGCUCUUGAAUCCUCCAAAGUAUCGUUGAUUCUCAUUGAUUCUAAUAGAAAACUUGGUUAAAUUAUUUUUUUAUGAAAAUGUCCGAAGUAUUAUCAUCUCAGAACAUGAAACAGGUGCUUGUAGAGAAGGCACACGAAUUAUUCUCGUUAUGUGAUAAGGAGCAAAAAGGAAUAAUAACGAAACGAGACAUGCAACGUCUAAUUAAUGAAUUACCAUUGUCUCCAGAACAAUUAGAAGUUGUAUUUGAUUCGUUAGAUAGCGAUAAGAAUGGAUAUUUAACGUUGCAAGAGUUUACUGACGGUUUUGGUAUGUUUAUUGGAAUUGAUACACGCCCUAAUACAAAAAAUAAGAAGAAUUAUGAUACAGAUUCAGAAACUUUGGAAGAUAUCGAAGAAGAAUGCGAAGAUGAAACAUUUGAAGAUUUCCUUGAACAGCUGGGUGCAGCGGAUUUAUUUGAAGAUAAAGAGCAUGUACGUCUCAUUUGGAUGCAACUGAGAUCGGAAAACAUAGAUAUGUGUAGAAAAUUCGAAGAAUUUUUAGGGAAAUUGAUUAAAGAAGUCAAAGAAUCAAAAACGGAAUGUGUGAAUCUCGAAACGGCUCUGAAAAAUCGAAUGAAUCAGCACGACGAACAGGUACAACAAUUAUAUGAAGAAAUGGAGAAACAAAUAAAACUGGAGAAAGACAGACUAUUAGCUGAGGAACGAAGCAGAGAAAAACGAGUACGAGAAGAAUUGGAAAAUGAAAUUCAUCUUAAAGAAAAACAAUUGCAAGAACUUCUCGAGAAACAAUCGGAGAUGGAAAAGCAAUUAAAAGAAAUCACCUUUGCAGGAAGUGAAACUAAACAAGAAAAUAUCAAACUUCAAAUGGAGAGAGAUAAUCUAGAAAGACGUUUGACAGAAUCUGACAGAUCCAUGAAAGAAAUGCAAAAUUACUUAGACGAACUUCGACAGAAAACACUGGAAGACAGAAAGAAACGUGCCAGAGCAGCCUUACAGGUAUCAGAAAACAUAGCAAUGGAAAGAGAACAUUUGGUUAAAGAACUUGAUGUUCUCAGGACUGUUAAUAAACAAUUAUUGGACGAAAAGGAUAUGAACUCAACAGUUAGUAGCAGAACGAAUAGUUUUGAUGAAGAAGUAGCUCCUAAUAUCGAAACACCUUCUCCUUCAAACAGGGUUUUAAUGAAACAGGGAAGUGUUCUCUCCGAUUAUUUAGGGAGCCAAAAAUCACCUCGUAGCUCUAUUUUAUCCGAAAUAUACGAUGAAGAGCCAGAAACAACUGAUAAUUCCACUCUAAACACUGAAGAAGGUGUCGAAAAUGAAGAAAUAUUAGAAAGUACACAAGAAAUUCCAAAUAAUAAUGAAAACACUGAAAUAAAAAACUGCAGAAUCGUUGCUGAAGGUGAUUGCGUUAUACCCGAUUCUCAUGAAAAUAUUUUUCCAAUAAAAUCUCAAAAUAAUAAACAGGUUAUGUGGAAAGUAAAAUGUAUUAUAUUUCCUGCAGCUAUACAAAGUAAUCCAAUAAACGAGCCCAAAAAUGAAUGGAAAGUCAAGAAAUCGUUUGAAACAGUGAAUGAUGGAGGAAAUCGAUAUUUCGUAGAAAAGGAUCAGGAAAUGACAAUAAAGAAAAAUAUAAACUGUUGUAGUAACCAUCAAAAUGUAGAUAAUAAACAGACGAAAUUAAUGCUUAAUCCCGAGAGAGUGUUCAAAGUGGUAUUUGUUGGUGAUUCUGGAGUUGGUAAGAGCAGCUUCAUGAGUAGAUUUUGUGGAAAUAAUUUUCGACCAAAUUACGCUGCUACUAUUGGUGUAGAUUUCCAAGUGAAAUCUAUAAUUGUAGAAGGUCAGACAAUAGUGCUUCAGCUUUGGGACACUGCGGGACAAGAAAGAUUUCGUAGUAUAACGAAACAAUACUUUCGCAAAGCGGAUGGGGUUAUCAUCAUGUACGACGUCACUUCUGAAUCUUCGUUCAAGAGCGUAAGAGGAUGGAUCAAUCGCAUUAAAGAAACAGCAGACAAUCCAGUUUUAUUAUUAAUUGGUAAUAAAAUUGAUUUAUGCGAAAACGAUGAAAACAGAGUCAUACUCUAUAAAGAUGGACAAAAGCUAGCAGAGGAGUAUGAAGCGGUAUUUUACGAAACGAGUUCAAAAAAUGGAGCACACGUGGACGAAUCUGUUAAGAAAAUGGCAAGUCUUCUUCAAGUAAGAGAAGAUGCAGAGUUGGAGAAAGUAUUGAGACUUCAAGAAGAAACGAAGAAAAAUAAAUGUUGUUAGGGGGGUUUUUCGUGGACGGUGUUGUAGAUAAUAUAAUUUAAUCGUAAUAAAAUAUAAAUAAUAUA
Messenger RNA from Centruroides sculpturatus (bark scorpion), 2583 nucleotides. RefSeq names its product ras and EF-hand domain-containing protein-like. Gene Ontology annotation, molecular function: GTP binding; calcium ion binding; GTPase activity. Bases 326 to 2518 code for a protein of 730 amino acids. NCBI's taxonomy places the organism in Eukaryota, Metazoa, Arthropoda, Arachnida, Scorpiones, Buthidae. The transcript is spliced from 23 exons. The record is from RefSeq and is a predicted model, not a curated record.